This is a messenger RNA of Effrenium voratum, 1282 nucleotides long. NCBI's taxonomy places the organism in Eukaryota, Dinophyceae, Suessiales, Symbiodiniaceae. The record is from the annotation of a GenBank genome assembly.
UUGAUCCGCCCGCACAUCUCUCCGCCCGCGCCGCCCGGCACUCGCCAUGGAGCCGAGCCGCUCCAAUUCUGAGAGCUCGAACCCGCAGGCCUCGGCCAAAGAGAGCUGGCGUGCAUGGUCCGGGCGAGAUGCGGGCUCCGAAGCCUACAAGUUUGGGGACUUCUCCCGUGGCCUCUUCAGCCAGAUGAAGGCAGGCGUCUUGGACCUUAAGCAGAAGGCCAACGACACUGCCUUGUCUCUCAAGGAGGAGCACGAGCAGCGGGCGGUGGAGUACGUGCGCGGGCUGGCAGCAGAAGACGAGGAGGUGGCGGAGAUCUCUCAGAACGCGCUGGAGGUGAAAGAGACCACCAGUGCCGAGCGCUUCUGGGCCGACCUCCGUAAGGAUGCUCAUACAGACCACGACCAGACCAACGAGGACCUUGAUUCCGAGGAGUUCUGUGGCGCUUUGCGUGUGGAGGUGGUACAGCUCGGCAGCGAGGGCCGGCCAUUGGCAAAGGCGGACAAGAAGGCCUUGAAGCCCAUCCUGCUGCUGAGUUUGCACAACAAGCGCAGCGGCGGCCUCAAGGAGAGCCAGAGCUGCGCCUUUCAGGUGAGGCAUGUGGUGGGCGCAGAUUUGGGGGUCUACACCUACGAUAGGGCGGGGUCCAAGUUCGACAUCGGCAUGGAGGACGCCUCCUUCUGCGGGGGCUGCGCGGUGCCUUUGACGGCGAUCCUGGAGCGCGACGCACAGAGCACGCUCAAGAGUAGCUUCUCACAGACCAGGUUCGAGGCGCGGGUGGUGCUGAACUUGCUGCCCUUGGCCCUGGUGCGCAGCGGCCGGAAGCUGGAGCCCGGGGAGGUCACCGGGGCCAAGCGCCCGCAGGAGGAGCUGGGCACGGUGACCCUGAAGCUGUCGCUGGAGCUGAAGCAGAGCCCCGCGCAGCUCUACUUCCAGCCCUUUCGCGGGGAGCUCCCGGCCACGGUGAUCCGAGGCCACGUGAGCGACCCCUUCAGCGUGAUCCGCGCGGCGGGGCUGGCCAUUGCGCGGAUCAGCUUCGCCCUGAAGAUGGAUCAGUGGAAGGCGGCGAUGGACGAGAUGCGCGAGGGCAUGCUGAGCCCCGUGCUGAUCUUGUGGUGGACCUAUCUGGUGCUGGUCACACCCGUCUGGACCUGGCCCCUACUCUUCAACCUUUUCCUCGGGCUCUUCGCUUGGGCCUUGCAGAGGGUGGCCCAGCAGAGGACCUGCGAGGAGCGCCGCCGUCUCUAUGCUGACGAGGGCGCGGCCAACAAGGAGGGUACGUAG